Botrytis deweyae is the source of this 219-nucleotide messenger RNA. RefSeq lists its product as uncharacterized. The transcript is spliced from 2 exons. Bases 1 to 219 code for a protein of 72 amino acids. The record is from RefSeq and is a predicted model, not a curated record. Lineage: Eukaryota; Fungi; Ascomycota; Leotiomycetes; Helotiales; Sclerotiniaceae.
AUGAAAUCUCAAUCUAUUCUAGAACUAUCAGCUUUCUUCGAGUUGCUACUAAUGGGAUCAUCACCUAUUAGUGCACAGAGUAAGAUCUACGGUACGGUAGCGGGAGUCAGCAGCAUCCAUGGAUGGGCUCAACGCUAUUUUGUGGCUGAUGAAAUACCUCAUGUUGAAUUCGAAGAUGCAAAACUUUUGAGGAUAUCAGAAGAUAUAUCUGCCAAUUGA